UCCCCGGCCCCGCGACGUCAGGGGCUCGCGGCGCGCGGCGGUGACGUCGGGCGCGGCGGCGGCGCGGCCAUGGGCAAGAGCCGGGCGCGCGGCAGCGGCAGCGGCAGCGUGUUCGGCGCGGCCGGCGCGAGGGCGGCCAGGGCCAGGGCCAAGGCCAAGGGCCGAGCGAGGCCCGUGCGCACGGCGCUGCGCAAGAUAAAUAUUGUAAAUGAUGAGAAAGUCAGAGCACUAAAUAAAGCAUUUACAGAAGUUCAGAAAGAAGUAAAGCAGCUAUCAAAAGGCACAGCAGCAGAACCUCAAAAGGAACAUCAGGUUUCUGAGCAUCUGGAACAUGAACCAGCAAACGUGGAUGCUGCUACAAGCCUAUUAUCUCAGCUGUAAUGCAUAAUAGAUGAUGCAGGGAUUCCAAGAAGAGAAGAGUGCACAGAGUGGUUGCUUUGUUUGUACAAUUUUAUUAAAAAAAUCUUGUUAAUAUACAA
Dromaius novaehollandiae (emu) is the source of this 479-nucleotide messenger RNA. RefSeq names its product ribosomal biogenesis factor (gene RBIS). The record is from RefSeq and is a predicted model, not a curated record. NCBI's taxonomy places the organism in Eukaryota, Metazoa, Chordata, Aves, Casuariiformes, Dromaiidae. The transcript has 3 exons. Bases 70 to 381 code for a protein of 103 amino acids. Gene Ontology annotation, biological process: ribosome biogenesis. Gene Ontology annotation, cellular component: nucleolus.